Molecule: messenger RNA, 1329 nt
Organism: Notechis scutatus (mainland tiger snake)
Lineage: Eukaryota; Metazoa; Chordata; Lepidosauria; Squamata; Elapidae
Gene: PRR22
Product: proline rich 22
Source: RefSeq, a predicted model, not a curated record
AUGCAGCAGCCCAAAGUCUUCUACCCCCAGCACGAGACCUACGCCUCUCGACCCUUGGAGCGAACAGACGGGCAACAGCGCAACCGAUGCUUCCCGGCGUUUGUCCUGCCCGAAAACCUUGCCUCUGUAGGAACACCCAGUUUGUACCACCCGCCCAGUCAAGACCUUUGCGCAGCGCCCCCAGCAGGCUUCCACAUGGCGCCCUGCGGCUGCUUCUUCGACCCCCGAAUCUACCGCAUCGAAUGGGCCACGGCCAACUUCGUCCAGCCCUCAAUGUACAAACUGUCCGGCGGGCCCAACCCCCAAAACUCGUAUCUUCUGGACAACCAGAAGUAUCUCAAGGGCUCCGUCCAGCCGCUGCCCUACGCCCCCUACCAACCCGUGGCCGGCAACCCCCUGUUUGCCAUGCCCUUCUUCAAACCCGAGGGCUCCCCCGCCAAGCUGACUGACCACAUCGGCUUUGUGGCCAACCUGGCCCAUGGCUCCCCGUUUGUGGAGGUGCCCCGUCUGCCCGGCGAGAGCCUGAUGCCCGUGGAAGACCACAAACUGUUGGCCGUGGUCCAGAGUUCGAGUCUCAAGGACCCGCAGCAGCAUCCCAGCCAGAUGGGCCCCUACCAACCUCUUGACCCCAGGCCCGGCCUAGCUUUCCCCGUCUUCAAGGGCUUCCCGGUGGAGGAAGCCGACUUCAAGGUCAGCGAGGUGCCCCUGGGGAUGGGGGAGCUCCCCCUGAGCCCUGGCAUCCACCCUGAAGAGCCAGUCCCCUGCGGGGGGAUGGAACAGCUGGAGCCUUGCGUGAACCUGGAGGGGAUUCUUCCCCGGGAGACGUCCUUGAUGGAGGAGCCAGGCGGGGCCUUUCAGCUGCUGGACCAGGUCCCCCUGGAAGAUGCCAUGAAGCUGUUUGACUGCUCGCCCAUCCAUUCGGACACCGAGGCCCCCCUGGAUGACCUGGGAGGCGGAGGGCAGGCGGCUCUUCCAGGGGAGGCUGUGGUGCAGGAGGGCUGCUUCUCCGGCGGCGAGGACUCAUCCAGCGACAUCCGGUCCCUCAACCUGCCGGACGAGCUGCUCUCCUUUGACUACAGCGUGCCGGAGAUCCUCAGCGCCGUGACCAGUUUGGAUUAUCUCUACGACGUGAACUCCUUCGGGGAGGAGAUCCCGUGGGAAGGCAGGCUGGGCUCUCCGCUGCCUCUCCCGAGACUCCUCGGGUCUCCCGCGGGCCUGGAGGAGAAGAGGAGGAACCUGGGACCCGCCAACAGAGCCAGGAAGCCCGAAUGGGCCUGCAUUCAGGGGGGCGACAGGGAGACCCCGGACUCUGCCCUGCUGGCCCUCUGA